UAUUAAAGCCAAAACGACAACGGUUUUCUUUGUUUCUCCCAAAUUUUCGAUCUCCCGCCAAAAUCCAGCUCAGAGAACUGAAAUUCGAAAUCCAUCGGAGGAAGCUACAGAAAGAGAAAGGCAGAGACCGAGAUGGGGUUGGUUUCAAGGUCCGGGUCCGGGUCCGGAGACCCAAGCGGGUACAUGGAUAUCCUGGCUUCAUACUUUCCCCAACAGCUUUUCCCAACAAUCGAAGACGACUGCCUCAACCUCACUUCUGCUCUCUUUUCCUUCUUCUCCACUCCACUUGCCCUAAAUCUCGCUUCUCAGGUAAAAGAUGACGAUGGCGUCUUCGUUUUGUCAAUUGACUUCCAACAAUUCCGGAAAGUAUGUGAUCUCGAAGAGUUUUACAUAAUGCUAGAGGAUAAACCUAAGGCGGCUCUCUUAUGCACGAGUGCCGCAAUUCACAAGGUUCUUUUGAAUAAUUUGGAGAAAAACAUGAUUGAAGAUGGUGCGAAAAUAAAUAUACGACUGCACAACUACCCUGAAACUAUGAUUGCCCUGAAGAACUUAAAAGCAGCUUAUAUUGACAAGCUUGUAUCCGUGCGUGGUACUGUAGUAAAGGUUAGCACUGUCAGGCCUCUAGUGGUGCAGAUGAGUUUUCACUGUGCAAAGUGCAAAACUGAAAUUACACGUAUUUUCCCUGAUGGAAAGUUUUCACCACCACAAAGUUGUGAUUUAUAUGGAUGCAAGAGCAAGAAUUUUAAUCCAAUUCGAUCUACAGCUCAAACAAUAGAUUUUCAGAAAAUAAGGCUGCAGGAACUUUUAAAGCCUGAAGAUCAUGAAGAAGGUCGAGUUCCUCGAACAGUAGAAUGUGAACUAACCCAAGAUCUUGUUGAUGUAUGCAUACCUGGAGAUGUGGUGACUGUCACUGGAAUCAUCAGAGUAAUUAAUAAUUACAUGGAUAUUGGAGGAGGAAAAUCAAAAAGCAAAAAUCAAGGGUUCUACUACUUGUAUCUAGAAGCAGUUUCGAUUAAAAACUCCAAGUCACAGUCUACACCUGAGGAUUCACAAGAUUCUAAUUCUAAAGCUAGAGCUACGGAGCUGUGCAAUUUAUUCUCAUUUUCUCCAAGGGAUUUGGAAUUUGUUGUGAAGUUUAAAGAGGAAAAUGGCUCAGAUAUCUUCAGGCAAAUACUUCAAUCUAUAUGUCCUUCAAUCUAUGGACAUGAACUUGUUAAAGCGGGCAUAACAUUAGCACUGUUUGGAGGUGUUCGGAAGCAUUCAAAGGACCGGAACAAGGUCCCUGUUAGAGGAGACCUUCAUGUCAUAGUUGUUGGUGAUCCUGGACUAGGAAAGAGCCAAAUACUGCAAGCAGCAGCUGCUGUUUCUCCACGUGGCAUUUAUGUAUGUGGCAAUGCCACUACAAAAGCAGGCCUCACUGUAGCUGUUGUGAAGGAUUCCAUGACAAGUGACUAUGCUUUUGAGGCAGGUGCCAUGGUCCUUGCAGACGGUGGGUUGUGCUGCAUUGAUGAGUUUGACAAAAUGUCUGCAGAACAUCAGGCUCUACUGGAAGCCAUGGAACAACAAUGUGUCUCCAUUGCAAAGGCUGGACUGGUAGCAAGUUUAUCUGCCCGAACUUCAGUCUUAGCAGCAGCAAACCCUGUUGGUGGUCAUUAUAACCGAGCAAAAACUGUGAAUGAAAAUUUGAAAAUGAGUGCUGCACUCCUCUCACGAUUUGAUCUGGUUUUCAUAUUACUUGAUAAACCUGAUGAAUUUCUGGAUAAGCGAGUCUCAGAGCACAUCAUGUCGCUUCAUUCUGGACAUGGAGAACUUUCACCAGCUGCAAAAAAGCUACGGAGAGAUGCAGCAUCACAGAGUGCUCAAGGCAUAAAUGUGAGUGUAAAAGGUGGUUCUUUAGUUUCUCAGUGGAGACUUGACCCAAAGAAAGAUGUCGAUUUUGUUCCACUACCAGCUCAACUUCUUCGCAAAUAUAUUGCUUAUGCUCGAACAUAUGUCUUUCCUAGGAUGUCAAAGCCGGCAGCAGAAAUCCUGCAGAAGUUUUACUUACAACUUAGAGAUCGUAGUACAUCAGCUGAUGGUACACCAAUAACUGCCAGGCAACUGGAAAGUCUAGUCAGGCUGGCAGAGGCUCGAGCUCGGCUAGACUUAAGAGAAGAGAUAACAGCCCAAGAUGCAAUGGAUGUGGUUGAAAUAAUGAAAGAAUCUUUGUAUGACAAGUAUGUUGAUGAGCAUGGUUUUGUGGACUUUGGUCGGAGUGGGGGGAUGAGUCAACAGAAAGAAGCAAAACGGUUUUUAAGUGCUCUCAAUAAGCAAUCAGAAUUGGAUCAGAAAGAUUGCUUUUCAAUUUCUGAAAUUUACAGCUUGGCAGAUAGGAUUGGUCUUAGGGUUCCUGAUAUUGACACAUUUGUGGAUAAUUUAAACAGUGUGGGUUAUCUACUCAAGAAGGGACCAAAGAUAUAUCAGGUGCUGUCCUCAUCUUAUUCACGAAGUCAAUCAUCAAGGUCGAGGGGAUAAACUGGAAUAGCAUUAGAGAGCAGGUCCAAUUUUGUUUCUUUUUAAAACAUUCUUCUGAAGUCCUGUCAAAUCACUUCAGAUGCAUCAUUACUGAUUGUCAUCAAUGCUAAAAAGUUGUAUUGAUGGGUUUAUGGUAACAUCUAUAUUAAAAAAUUCUUCAACUAUAUAAAUUGUAAAUUAAGCGUUAUGUCAUGUAUAUAUUAACAGAUUGGAUAAAACAAACAAUGUUGGGCAGCAAGUUUGUAGAGACAAAUAGUAUGUUGUUGCCCUUAGAAGUUCAAUAUGAAUGAAUUUUCAUCAAA
Messenger RNA from Quercus robur (English oak), 2816 nucleotides. Its product is annotated as probable DNA helicase MCM8. The record is from RefSeq and is a predicted model, not a curated record. The transcript is spliced from 17 exons. The coding region runs from base 133 to 2514 and encodes 793 amino acids. Gene Ontology annotation, molecular function: single-stranded DNA helicase activity; single-stranded DNA binding; ATP binding. Gene Ontology annotation, cellular component: nucleus; MCM complex. Lineage: Eukaryota; Viridiplantae; Streptophyta; Magnoliopsida; Fagales; Fagaceae.